This is a messenger RNA of Closterium sp. Naga37s-1, 4335 nucleotides long. The record is from the annotation of a GenBank genome assembly. Lineage: Eukaryota; Viridiplantae; Streptophyta; Zygnematophyceae; Desmidiales; Closteriaceae.
AUGAUCCAGACGGGCUCAUCCGCGGCAGCCGCGGAUUCCACGCGCGCAAGAGCUCCGCGGGAGUUCUUCUGCCCGCUGUCGGGGCGCGUCAUGCUGGACCCGGUGAUCGUCGCGUCAGGCUGCACCUACGAGCGCGCGCACAUCCUGCAGUGGCUGCGCGCGCCGGGACCGCAGGCGGCGACCUGCCCCGCGACCGGCGCAGCGCUGCCCCACGCGCAGGUCGUGCCGAACAUAGCGCUCAAAGAGCUCAUCGCCACGUGGCUGGCGUCGCACGCCGCCAGCGGUAACACAACGACUACUACUAGCAGCGCCACUAGCGCCACGGGUCGCAGCAGCAGUUUCAGCAUCAGCGUCAGUCGCGGCGGGAACAGUCACGGCGCCGGCCAUGGCGCGAACAGCCCCGGCGGCCGGCGCGGCGUGAGCUUUCAAUCACCUCCGGCCUCUCUGGAAAAGUCCUUCACUGUUUCCUCUCCCCGCCGCUGCCCGUCUCCGUCGCUCCCCGAUUCACCCACCAGCUCCGCCGCUUCCCCCUCUCCAUCCCCCUCCUCCGCCUUCUCCCCCACAAUCCGCCCCGCGGGGGAUGCAGCGCCCACGCGCACCCCUUUUCCGCCUCUUCCUUUCCCGUCAAGGGCAACUCGUGCGGCGAUCUACUUGGGGAUUGCGGCGAACGAGCGUGCAUGGCGAGUGUGGGAUUUGGAUGAAAAACGCGUCGUCACGUCUCGGGAUGUGAUCUUCGACGAAGACAAGUUCCCGACAAAGGAGAAACAAACGCCGCAACUCACCGUCGUCCUUCCCGCACGAGAGGAGGAUGAAGCGGUGGAGGUUUCACCGCACGUGAAGAAGGGAGCCGAAAGUGGAGGGGGAGAGAACGAGGAGUGCGAUGAUGAUGUCGAGGAGGUGCCACCAACCGAGGAGGCCACUUCCUCCGCACCUUCUUCCCUACCAUUGGCGUUGACUCGCGGGCGUCGUACACCUCGCCCCAACACGAGGUUAACCGACUAUGCUACGGUCGCCGUUGGGGAGUCGGAUGAGGAGAGUGCGGCGAUUUGCCUAGCGACCAUCGGCGACGAUAACCCACGCACUCACAAGGAGGCUUUGGCUUCCCCGGAUGCACCGCUAUGGAAGCAAGCGAUGGAGAGGGAGUUAGCAUCGAUCAAGGAGAACGAUCAGCAACAACCACAGCUAUCGCAACAGCAGCAGGUGAAGACGAGCAAUCAAGUCACCAGCUCUGAGGCAGCCACAAGCCAAGCCCCCACCGAGGGCGUUCCGGAGGACAAGGACUCGUGCCAGUCCAAGCCUGCAGCUCGUGCCGCCGUGCCUGCAGGCGGGCCUCGAGGCGGGCAGACAUUAAAGCAGGCGAGCACAACCGCACGCCAACCUCAGCGUCUUGCUGCUGCCGCUGCUAACCAGCUCCAACUGGUGCGAUCAGAAGGCUGCCUGCCCUCCACGCAUCCUUCGGUAUCCGGCGUGCCAUGUGAAGGGGCGAGAGGGAGAGUACUUGCCGCAGCUCCUGCUGCCACCCGUGCUGCUGCUGCUCGUGCCCGCGCUGGUGGGCGGGGAGCGGGGCGUGGGCGUGGCAUGGGCAGUGACGGCGGGUGCAAGUCCCACGUGCAGCUGUCGCUGCAGGUUGGAGCUCCCUCUCCGGGCGUGUGGAGCAUAGCAGGGGCAUCGCCUGGUGCUGACGGCGCUGCAAGCAGAGCCGGGAGUGGUGCUAACAUGGCAGCUCAGGCGGAUGCAGCAGCAAGUGCAGGCAGCAGCAGCAGCACCCCGCGCGCACAAGGACAAGCUGCUGCAAAAGCAGGAGAGGAGGAGAAAGGUGGCCCAAGGGAGGAGGAAGUGAGCGGGAAGAACGCAGAGGGUGGAUCGAAGGCUCCUCCAAAGGUGGAUGACACGCAGGGGCGUUGCGUGACAGGUAGUAGUCAGAUGGUAGCUGCUGUGGAGAAGGCACCAGGGCAGGUGACUGCGAGGCAGAUAGGAGGCCAGGCUGCUGUGCAGCCCGCAGCGUUACGGGCAGACAACAAGCAGCCGGCAGGGCAGCCGAACGGAACGAAACAGCUCAAACAGUCGCAGCUACGUAAGGUAAUGCUAUCCAGCGGUUCACUCCAGCAGCAACAGCAGCCGCCGCCACCACUUGCCAGGCCUACCUUUCUCCCGCCUCCACUCACCUGCCCCUCCCUCCCAUCCUCUGCCCCUCGCCCACCGCCGCUACACACUCGGUCUACCAGCAUCAGCACCCCAAUGAGCAUUCGCCCUCCUCUCUCUAGGGACCCUCUCUCUCCUUCUAUCAAAUACUCUCACUCCCUAUCCCUGUCCCUUUCCCCACCCGACAAGAAGCUUUCGCACUACCAGGCACCGAACGAGAGCAGUUUUGGUGGCAAAGGCAGGGGAGUGCGGCCGCUGGUGCUGGGUAAAGCUGGGCUCACUGCUAAUGGCAAUCUGCAGAGUGGGAAGGGAGGAGGAGGAGGGGUGAACGAGGAGGUGGUGGUGGUGGAUUCUGAGCCGAUGCAGCAGGGGAAAAGGGCCACCGUGAACACGGGACGAGGCGAGCAGGGAAGGGGUGUUGGUGGUGCAGCAUCUGUUGGCAGUGCUACAAUCUUGGCCAGAGGAUCAUCAACAGCAGCAGCAACAGCAACUGGAAACGGAGUGGGGAGAUUGUUAUCCGCCAGCACGAAAGUGACUCCAUCCCACUGCACCCCACACAUGCUCAGCCGCAGCCUCUCUGCCCCUCUAUCCGCCCUGCGUGCCAUGCCCCCCAACGUCCCUCACCUGCACCCCUCCUGCCUGCCCCCAUCCACGUCCUCCGACUAUCUCCAGAACCAGCAACACCACACUCAUACCUACCGCAACAACCAGCACUCCAACCCACAGCAGCAGCCGCAGCAGCAGCAGCACCGGCGCUCCCCGUCUCAAGUCAUCGUGACGUCCACGUCGCCUGGUGCCAGGCCGCUCAGGCCGGGCGCACCCAGCCCCCGCAGCAACAUCCAGGCGAGCAAGGCAGGGCGGGUAAGAGCGGAUGAGGGCGCGGGCAGCGUCAUGGAGCAGGGUGUGCUGAGUGUGCAGUGCAGGGCUGUGAGUGGGGGCGCGGAGGGAGGUGGGAGCGGGAUCGGCGACCGGGACGGGGGCGAGGGGGGUUCAGUGGAGAGGCCCAAGGGUGGAGGAGGAGGAGGAGGAUCCCAGGCGAGGAUGCUGCGGUCUUCACGCUCCUCCAACGCCCUGCUGCCUUCCCCCACUCCCGCGUCUCUCCUGCACAAGCGCUGCAGCCUGCCCGCCAGGAGCAACUCACUGGUGAAGCCUCUCCCCGGACUGCUGGAGGGAGCGGGCGCUGUGAGGAAGGGCACUGGAGCAGGGAGGAAGGAGGGGGGAGAUGGUGCUAGUGCUGGCGGUGGUGAUGAUAAUGGGGCUGGGAUGGAGGGUGGUGGUGCUGAUCGUAGCAGCAGCGGCGGCGGCGGCGGCAGCAGCUGUGGAAAGGUGAAGCUAGGGGAGGAAGGUGAACUGGAGGCAGAGGGGGAGGGUGAAGGGGAGGAUACUGUGGGCGAAGAGAGGUUGGUGCAUGAUGGUGCACAGCAGCUGGUGGAUUUGCUUUUGGGUGAAUCCACAACCAUGGAAAUAAAGGCUGCUGCUGUCAAGGCCCUGAUGAUGCUUGUCACGGAGCAUCGCAGCGGCGUGUAUGCAGCGUGGGAGUGUGGAGCCGUGCCCGCCCUGCUGUCACUGGCCAGGGGACACAGGGAGGCACUCAGGAAGCCGCACACUCGCACAGUACAGAAUAAUUAUGAGAUGGCGGUUGAUGCGAGUGGAGAUGUGGGUGCUGAAGCGGGAGCAGCUGCCGAAAUGGCAGCAGAUAUUGCUCGCAUCCUGACAUACUUGGUGGGAGAUGCACCAUCGCGUGUUGAGGAUACGAUAUUGCAUGGGGUGGCAGAGGCAGGCAUAGGUAUCCUUGGAAGCAGAGUGCAGGGUAUGGAUGCACAUGCAAUGGGCCUGCUGAAUUGCCUUUUACGCUGGCCACAUGGGCGAAAGUCAAUCGCUGACGUGGCAGGGAGUGCAGCAGCACUGGUGGAGGUGGUGGAGAGACCAUGUGUGCGGGCAAGAGGAGCAGCUGUGAAGGUGAUGAGGGAUCUUGUGGUCGGGGGAUUCUUGUCUCCUGUUGCUCUGGUUGGCGAGGGUGCAUUGCCACCACUAGCAAGGAUUACCCUUAGCGUGGGAGAGGGCCAUUCUGAUGAGGUGAUCAAGAAAGGGGUUGACGAGAGGGAGCUGGUAAAAAAUGCACGAGCCUUGCUUUUCCUGCUGAAGGAAUCUGUCUGGCAAGGCGAAAAUGAUGCAAAAGACGACUCGUUCUAG